This is a messenger RNA of Gamsiella multidivaricata, 822 nucleotides long. RefSeq lists its product as uncharacterized. The record is from RefSeq and is a predicted model, not a curated record. The coding region runs from base 135 to 605 and encodes 156 amino acids. NCBI's taxonomy places the organism in Eukaryota, Fungi, Mortierellomycota, Mortierellomycetes, Mortierellales, Mortierellaceae. The transcript has a single exon.
UUAGAAAACUAAUGUUCUUGAUUGCGCUAUCUGAAAAUGCCGAAUAGUAAAGGACGGAUAGUGGGCUUUGGAAUCAGACAUCCAAGGAAGUUAUAGCCAGCAUCAGGAAAGACAAGAUCCACAGCAACUCGACGAUGGCAUACUGCUCUCUGAUCGCUUCACUGAUACCCCUCCGCAAGGGAGAAGAUGGAAGUGGCCGUGGAUCGUCUUAUACAUGGUCCUUUCGGUGGAAACUGCGAAUUAAAAAUACUUCAUCAUGUACAGAGCACACCAUCCGUCCUUCGUUUAAUAACAAACCUCGAAGAGGUUUCUGGUUUUCUUACCAUCUUGUGAAACAGCAUCCUACGCUGGAUGACCCUGACAAAAAGCAAUUGAUCAUUGAUCACGGCCGUUUCCAGGCCAGAAUUCAAGCCCUACGAUUGACAGAGCAAACACGACUGGUUAGCGUAUGGUCCGGAAAUUGUUCUCCGACCCCAAAAAUGCAACACAUGUGGUCGAUCUGCGCUUUGUUGCGGCAUUGUCUGUGUGAGUCAGUGGUUUAUACUGGCAAGUAUGACACUCCUCAGCGAAGGAGUGGAGAGGUAUCACCAUGGUCGAUAAGAUAGAAUGAAGACAAAGAAUAAUUUUCAUCAUUCACACGAGAACAAGCACACUACACAGAGACGAAAAAAUAAUAAUAAUAUCCAAACAUGUCCAGGACACGCGCCCCAAAAAUGAAGGGGUACGGGCAUAUCAUAAGGAACUUACUCGAUCAAUUGUUUGCAGGGCCAAACGAUGUUGUAGAGGGAGGAGGAGGUGGGAUGGAGAGGAAUAUGGAGUGGU